AUGUCACUCCCAGCGUCAACAACCACCCCGCUCUACCUGACCGGCGACCAGGCGGCAUUGAAAGAGUUCCUAGACAAAUUCGAUGUUGGUGCCCGGAGUUCGGAAUGUCUUUCUCUUCGAUUGCGAUGGUCCGUAUCCUCCUUGUCCUUUCUCUCGGCAUUCUCCCCGAUUCCAUACACAAGCCAAGCACGACGGAUCGCAACAGUUGCUGAGAGAUCACUAGGCGUCCUCUGGUCCGGUGACCACCUGUUUCCUGGCACGGUUGAGACACUUGAAUUACUCCGGAAGAAAGGGAAGCAAAUCGUCUUCGUGACGAAUAACAGCACCAAGUCUCGCGCCGACUACAAGAAGAAGUUAGAGGGACUAGGGAUCCCAAGCACAGUGGAAGAAAUCUUCUCCUCCUCCUACAGCUCCUCGAUAUACAUCUCGCGCAUCCUGCAACUCCCCGCCAACAAGCGCAAAGUAUUCGUCAUCGGCGAGAGUGGCAUUGAACAAGAACUGCGCUCGGAGAAUGUCCCCUUCAUCGGCGGCACGGACCCAGCAUAUCGGCGCGACGUGACGGCCGACGACUACAAGAAGAUUGCCGCAGGGGACCCCUCUGUGAUUGACCCGGAAGUCGGGGUCGUGCUCGUCGGGCUGGAUUUCCACUUGAAUUAUAUCAAGCUCGCACUGGCGUUCCACUACAUCAAGCGCGGGGCGGUUUUCCUGGCGACAAAUAUUGACUCGACGCUGCCUAAUUCGGGGACGCUGUUCCCCGGCGCGGGAUCGAUGAGCGCGCCGCUGAUUAUGAUGCUGGGGCAGGAUCCUGUCGCCCUGGGGAAACCGAGUCAGGCGAUGAUGGAUGCUAUCGAGGGCAAGUUUCAGUUUGAUCGCAGCCGGGCGUGCAUGGUUGGGGACCGCGCGAAUACUGAUAUCCGGUUUGGGUUGGAGGGCCAGCUGGGUGGGACGCUGGGCGUGCUGACGGGGGUUAGCUCCAAGGAGGAUUUCGUGUCGGGGCCCGUGAAGCCGCUGGCCUAUCUGGAUAAGCUGGCGGAUCUGCUGGGCGCGGAGUCUUGA
This is a messenger RNA of Penicillium riverlandense, 1056 nucleotides long. RefSeq lists its product as uncharacterized. The coding region runs from base 1 to 1056 and encodes 351 amino acids. Gene Ontology annotation, molecular function: phosphoglycolate phosphatase activity; alkaline phosphatase activity. The transcript has 4 exons. The record is from RefSeq and is a predicted model, not a curated record. Lineage: Eukaryota; Fungi; Ascomycota; Eurotiomycetes; Eurotiales; Aspergillaceae.